UCUAUUGGCAAUAAAAUGCCACUGUAGCUUUCCUUCUCCUUUAAGAUCUAAGAAUUCUGAGCUACCGUAAACAAUAGGCAAACAAUAUAGUAAAAAAUAAUGAUGCAAAAAUAAUACAUUUUAGUAAUAAUACAUAACAAUAAAUUGCUACAACACACAGGCCUCUUGUAUAAUCCCAAAUGAAAGUACAAACUGCUACAAUCAAUGCAAAACUGGACGCAUAUUUACACAAUUAAAAAAACAAUUAAUCCCAACUGUGGCCAGCCCCAAAUACUGUAAUUAUUUGCUUACAUAUAUUCUUUUCAGCAAGCAACUGUACGCUAAUACAGAAUCAUAAACACUGCAAAAGCAGGAAAGAAUAGAGAGGAAGAUGGUAGCCACCAAGAUUUGCAUGUAUAUUGUCUAGAAAAGCCUAAAAGAAAAACUUUAACUUGAAACAGGCACACCUAAGAAACUCAAGGAAAGUGUAAUGUCAUUCCUAACAUUAACAUGUACUAGGUAUAUCAUCUAUUCCCCGACCUAUGACUUUGUUUAUCAUUGAGAAAGGAAAGCUGAUUAUUUUCUCCUUUUUGCAGAUUGGGGCAUCUCUGUUUGCCAGUAACAUUGGCAGUGGACAUUUUGUGGGUCUUGCUGGGACAGCAGCUGCUGGUGGCAUCGUUAUUGGAGGUUUUGAAUGGAAUGCUCUGGUUAUGGUUGUGAUCCUUGGCUGGAUCUUUGUGCCAAUCUAUGUGAAAGCUGGAGUGGUGACAAUGCCAGAAUAUCUAAGGAAACGUUUUGGUGGAGACCGAAUUCGGAUUUAUCUGUCUGUGCUCUCUCUUCUUCUUUAUGUCUUUACCAAGAUCUCUGCAGACAUGUUUUCAGGGGCAAUCUUUAUCCAGCAGGCCAUGAGGAUCAAUAUAUACAUAGCCAUUGUCAUGCUGCUUGCUAUCACUGCCCUGUACACUGUCACAGGGGGGCUUGCAGCUGUUAUUUACACAGACACCUUACAGACAAUCAUCAUGUUAGUGGGAUCCUUCAUCCUUAUGGGAUUUGCAUUUAAUAAAGUUGGAGGAUAUGACCAGUUUAUGGAGAAAUACAUGAAUGCUACCCCUUCUGUGAUCUCUUAUGAUAACAUAACGAUUCCUGAGCAAUGUUAUACCCCACGAGAGGAUGCAUUUCACAUUUUCCGUGACCCACUCACUGGGGACAUGCCAUGGCCAGGGCUCAUCUUUGGUCUAACUAUUCUUGCCUUGUGGUACUGGUGCACAGAUCAGGUGAUCGUUCAGCGAUGUCUGUCAGCCAAGAAUAUGUCUCAUGUAAAAGCUGGCUGUAUUUUAUGCGGCUAUCUUAAACUGCUACCCAUGUUCCUCAUGGUGUUUCCAGGAAUGCUCAGCCGUAUUCUAUAUACAGAUGAAGUAGCUUGUGUGGUACCUUCUCAGUGUAAGAAGUUCUGUGACACAGAGGUUGGGUGCACCAAUAUCGCCUACCCAAAAAUGGUGAUAAAUCUGAUGCCAGAUGGUCUCAGAGGUCUGAUGCUGUCAGUGAUGUUAGCGUCUCUCAUGAGCUCCCUCACUUCCAUCUUCAAUAGUGCUAGCACCCUCUUCACCAUGGACAUUUACACAAAGUUCCGGAGGAAGGCAAGCGAGAAGGAGCUAAUGAUAGCUGGAAGGGUUUUUAUCAUUUUCCUAAUUGGCGUGAGCAUUGCAUGGGUUCCAAUACUGCAAUCUGCCCAGAGCGGCCAGCUUUUUGAUUACAUGCAGUCCAUCACAAGUUACCUGGGUCCACCCAUUGCUUCCGUCUUCUUCCUCGCUAUCUUUGUCAAGAGAGUAAAUGAGCAGGGAGCAUUCUGGGGGUUAAUAAUUGGACUCUUCAUUGGCCUUUCGAGGAUGAUUGCAGAAUUUGCCUAUGGAACUGGAAGCUGUGUGAAACCCAGCAACUGCCCCUCAAUCAUCUGCGGAGUUCAUUAUCUGUACUUUGCCAUCAUCCUGUUUGUUGCAACCUCCAUCAUUGUUUUGGCAAUAUCAUUCAUGACCAAGCCCAUACCUGAUAAGCAUCUCUAUCGCUUGUGCUGGUCCCUGAGAAACAGCACUGAGGAUCGAGAGGAUCUAGAUGCAAAUGACUGGGCUGCUGAGGAGCCAGAGGAUGAUAAGGAGGAGGAGGAAGAGAAAAAACCAAGUUGCUGGAGGAAAUCUUACAAUUGGUUCUGUGGAUUUGAUGAUAAGAAGCCCCCCAAACUGAGUGAGGAAGAGAAGAAGGCUUUGGAACAAAAGAUGACAGACACUUCAGAGAUGCCCCUGUGGAAGAACGUGGUCAACAUCAACGGCAUCAUUCUGCUGGCUGUGGCUGUGUUCUGCCAUGCAUUUUUUGCAUAGAUGCUAUUUUGAACUUGAAAAUAAUAUUUGGGUGUGUGCAGUUUUGUCCUGACUUCUAAAUCAGACCAGAGAUUGGCGAGAGGAAGAAAUACUAAAUAGGCCACGCAUGUAAAUGGAGACUGUUUCUUUCCAGAAAACAAUGCCAAAGUAAUAUUCGUCAGAACAUCUUAUUAUAUUGGUAAAACUCUUUUUACAUUGCUCUGAUGUGAAUGACCUUGACACACACAGCAAUGCAAAGGACACGUGGUAUGUACACGCUAUGGUAAAGAAGACUUCAGGUUCCAGAGGGCAAUGAAACACAGAGAACAGGACUAACAAGGCUACAACCAGUGGAUUCAUCCUGGUUCAAGCUACUCAAAAAUGGGUUCAAUGAACUCCAGCCCAGAUGCUGAACGCUACAUUACAGUACCGAUAUACUAAGAGCUAUAGUUCCGUAACAGCAGGGGAGGUGGGGUGCAGAUGGGUCAUCCCUGGUUGCACAUUUUUUAUGAAACAGUAGUAUCCUGUAAUUUGAUAAAUCCCUUAUCGGUUUAUAUUGGUUUAUAACAGGUAAUAAUCCUGAUAUUUUUAAUAAAGAAAUGGAAACUA
This is a messenger RNA of Xenopus laevis (African clawed frog), 2939 nucleotides long. RefSeq names its product solute carrier family 5 (sodium/glucose cotransporter), member 1, gene 2 S homeolog (gene slc5a1.2.S). NCBI's taxonomy places the organism in Eukaryota, Metazoa, Chordata, Amphibia, Anura, Pipidae. The coding region runs from base 522 to 2351 and encodes 609 amino acids. The transcript is spliced from 13 exons. The record is from RefSeq and is a predicted model, not a curated record.